CAUGUGCCCAUGUGCUUCCGGUAUCUCCCGUCCUUUUUAUUCAUUCUGACGCGAGUGUUUGUAGAGUUCAAGUACAUAGAGUACACCAGGAAGCCCAUAAUGUGGGCUCCAGCCUCCGUCAUUGCUAUCAACAGUUAUUGAACUCAGCAAUCAACAAAAAAUAUCCUUACGACGAUGGCUGCAACGCAAAAUUUCAACGCGCACAGUGACGACAUGGACAUCUGUCUGUUGGACGACAUAACAGACCCAGAUGUAGAGGCUCGCCUCUACGGUGAAAUCUACUACUCCAAUGACACAUAUCCAGACCAACCAGAGUGUCUGGAUAACACCUCGCCUCUAGGCCAGACAAGUCUUACUGUUUCGAAUCCUGGAGGUAGUUCUCAGGGGACAAUUGACUCUCAGUCAACCCAGAGCAAGAGUCCAGGUUUAAGUUCUAGCCAGACAGCCCCUCUGGACACCUCCCAGUGCAUCAAAAGAAAGAAACACAGAGCAUUGAUCGAUGGCCUCCCCAAAUUUCCCCAUUCCCCCAGGACCCCGAGGUCUUUCCUCAUUGACAAAGGUCUCUCUAGGAGCCCAAGGGCCCGCGACUCCCCCCAGAGGAUCAGGAAGGAUCAACCGAAGGAUAAUCCCAGAAGACGAGAGUACAAUCCCUCUCAAAAGCCAAGAAGAUCGAGGCAGCUACCUAGGGAAGAGAAUCCAAUGCAGGAGGAUCUCGCGGAGGAACAGGGACAGCGCGACAGCACUUCGCUGACAGCUCUCGAUGAAGCGAUGGCUGAUCCCCAAGGCACGACCCCAAAAGCAUUGGAAGCCCAGCCGGACUCUGAGGAGGCGCCGAACGAGGCCUCCAAGGCUUCAGUAGACCCACCUCCGAAUAACGCAGAACCUACCACCUCCAAGUACAAUGUCUCGGGGAAUAAGUUGCAGAAGAAAAAAACUCGAGCUACUGCUGAUGUAUCUGAUUCUGAUGAUUCUAUUCUUGAAGUUCCGGUACCUCCAAAACCCAUUCCACUCUUGAUUAGUUUACCGGAUUCUGAUGAUGAAUCCAGCAGUGAGGAGGAGUCACCGGUGGUGAUGGAUAAGUCAGACAAAAUAAUUCCCGUGACCAAAGACUCUUCCUCCGAGUCUUCUCGUUCGUCAUCUCCAGUGAUUAUCGAGGACUCUGAGACUUCUACGGAUAGUCCUGGGGUCCUCCCAGUGACUCAUUUACCUGACAACCUGAUCAUGAACUGCACGACUCCUCAGAAGGGCGCGUCGACUCUAGCGGAAAUCAAGAGAGUGAGAGAGAGUGACGGAAAGACAGUUGCUCAGGCAGUUGUUCAGGAAAUUGACGAAGAGAGCAUGACAGAGAGCGAGGCCAUGAACUGGGGCUCGCUGGAGGGAGAGAUGGAGAGCAGCCAGGGUGAGACACUGAGGGAACUAUGGCAGGAAUUCUCUGGGGAGGGAGGUCAGGGGACACAUAUUUCGGACGAAUCUGGACCUUUAAAUAAAUCGGGCGAAGAUGCCUCAGUUUCCUCAGAAAAAAAUCCUGAGGAUAAAUCGACGAAGGACACGGGAUUGGAGGGAGCUGCGGAGGCUUUAAAGGAUCAAGAGGGCAAGAGACAGAAUUCUGGAAAGAGACCUCGGGAUCGGGGAAGCGAUGUGGAGAGGCCCAGGAAGAGGAAGAGGCAAAAGGAAAAUCGGGAGGUGGAUAUCCGCUUCGAGGAGUAUUUGCUGCAGCCCAUGCCCAAACAGCUCAGGGACUUCUAUAACGAACCCAGGGGCGGUGAUAUGAUGAGGGACAUUAAGGAUAUUCAGAACGAAAUGCCCAAAAAUCCAAAUCGUUGGAUGAUUUUGGAUUCAGAUAUGUAUCCACUGCCACGAAAGAAACGAAAUGUCUGUUCAAUCUGCCAGAAUGAAGGCCACCUACGCAGCAGAUGCCCCAAUGGGCCCAGGGCCGUUAUUUGUCACAUCUGCGGGAUUGUGGGCCACUCAGAACCUCGUUGUCCUGAGAACAAAAAAUGCAUCAGCUGUGGCGCGAAAUAUUCAACCUGCCGAACAUCAUGUGAACAGUGCGUACACCUUCGGUGCAGCCAGUGCAGUGGGCGAGGUCACUCUAGGGCUAAUUGUCCAGACAAUUGGCGAAAAUAUCAUCAAACGACAUCAGGAGCAUCAGUGAACAUUCCCACAGACCCAAUAUCGGUGCAGAAGCCCCCGACCCAGUUGAGCUGCUGCAACUGCACCCGGCGAGGGCACGACGCAUCGACCUGCACGAACUAUCGAUGGUCGAACCACUUCAGUCAGUCAUGUUACGUGCGGAACUAUAAUGUCGGUCCAAGCUAUGCAUCCCCUUCCUCGGCACAGUCCCAACCGCUCCCAGAUCUUCGAGAGCCCAUCAACAUCGACCGCUUGGGGAUCAGUAGGAGCGGACCCUCGACGUACCUCUUCCACUUCGUCAACACAGUCACCGACACCUCCUCCUGGAAAGAGUGCUCAAUAGUUCCGAAUCAGCUGCCAGAUGUGGACUAUCCAGCGCGCCAUGACAACCCAGUCCACCCCGUGUUCCUGAGGACGCAUUUUGGCAGUUGCAGGUGCGCUCCAAUGGAGGUCUUCGUGAAUCGGAGUUACGAGCUCCAGGGGCUGCCAGUGAUAACGUUGAGAGCCCCCGACGAGGGCAGUCUCCAGAAGCUGCAGGUGCUGGUACACCAGUGGUUGGCGCGACCCAAAGACGAUAAAGUGUCCCUCUCUUCGAUGAUGCCCCUGCCAGAGGCACGUGAGAAGCUCUUCCAGGCAUUGAGCUUGCACUUCACCAAAUUCAGAAAGAGAAAGGUCUCCGGUCAGUUUUGGAGGGAAAUGGUGGCCGUGCGUCGGCUGCAGGAGAGCAUAAACGUAAUGAAAAAAGAACGCAGGGCGGGUGAAAGCCUGAAGUUGAGGAGGAAGAUCGGUACCUUGAGGGAACUGAAAUACGCCUGUGUCGUGGCGACCUACAAAUACAUCCUGAUCGACACGCCCAGAGACGCCCUGAAUAGAUUCUAUGAUUUUUUUAGGUGUGUUGAGGAGCUCCCUGAAGGAGACGUAUCUGGGGAAACUUAUUUAACAGCUGUUUGGUACUACUUCGAGCUUUUCUCUCCUCAUCUGUCGCCGACCAUUCUCAAUUCGCUGGAGAUGUGGCGCAAGGACCCGACCCUUCAUGUCAGGGGGGAGAUGUUUUACAGGAACUACAUUCAAAAUAUUCAGAAGGAGAUUGACAACGGGCGUCGAAAGAAGUUACCUGACAAGGCUGCUCAGGAAGUGAUGGACCCUGGACCGUCUUCUGGAGGAAAUGAGUCUACAUUAUCCUCUAGAGGGAAAGAAUCUAGAUUGCCUUCUGGGGAUAAAGAUUAUGGCUCGUCUUCUGGGGUAACGGAAGAGCAGGUGGAGGGGCAGACAGUAAAUCAAGGUGACAACUCACAAGAGAAAGAUAUCGAGGUCAUCGAUGUAACUGGUGAUUCUGCUCCUAAAGCCUCGUCGAAUCUCACGUUGUUGGACGUUUGGAAAAGAAUGAGAGCGACUAAGGAGGGGAUUAAGAUGAGCAAUAAAGUCGCGGAAAUUAUGGGCCUGGGGCUACCUGUGGAUAUGCCCAUUCCGAAUGAUCCACGGGUGUUCACUCCUGAGCUAUUGGCAAAGUACACCAACAAGGCUUUUGACGUUAUGCGGAGGCAGAAGAUGCGCAAAGUUGUGUCAAGGGUUAUGAAGCUUCUGGACAAGACUGGGGGGAGUGUUGUUGAUAAGGAACAACUGAUUGCGUGUUGGCAGAUGAUCAGGGACGAGAUGGUCAGGAGGAGGGCGAAGAAGAAAAGACAAGAGAAGAAAUGCAAAAUGAAAAAUAAGAAGGUUAUAUGUUUAUCGUAAUUUUUUUACAGUUGUGAGUAAAUGAUUUUUAUAGGGAGAGGUUGUAGAAUAUUUUUUGGUUGAAAGUGACAAAAGAAUAAAACUACCAUUUGUCGGAGAUUAAUAGCA
Diachasmimorpha longicaudata is the source of this 3975-nucleotide messenger RNA. RefSeq lists its product as uncharacterized. Gene Ontology annotation, molecular function: zinc ion binding; RNA binding. The coding region runs from base 175 to 3867 and encodes 1230 amino acids. The record is from RefSeq and is a predicted model, not a curated record. Gene Ontology annotation, biological process: nuclear polyadenylation-dependent snoRNA catabolic process; nuclear mRNA surveillance of mRNA 3'-end processing; nuclear polyadenylation-dependent rRNA catabolic process. The transcript has 5 exons. NCBI's taxonomy places the organism in Eukaryota, Metazoa, Arthropoda, Insecta, Hymenoptera, Braconidae. Gene Ontology annotation, cellular component: TRAMP complex.